GCUCCGCGCCAGGGUCUAGUCUGCGCCGGGCAAGUUCGGGCUGCCAGCGUCGGGAGAGGAGCCGGCCCGGUUGCCGAUGCUGGAAGUUCACAUCCCGUCUGUGGGGCCCGAGGCCGAGGAGUCCGGACAGAGCCCGGAGAAAGGACACAUGGUGUUCCGAGUGGAAGUGCUGUGCCGCGGGCGCAGACACACCGUGCCGAGGCGCUACAGCGAGUUCCACGCGCUCCACAAGCGGAUCAAGAAACUGUACAAAGUGCCCGACUUCCCAUCGAAACGUCUGCCCAACUGGAGGACCAGGGGCCUGGAACAGCGUCGACAGGGCUUGGAGGCCUACAUCCAGGGCGUCCUGUACCUGAACCAGGAUGUGCCCAAGGAGCUACUGGAGUUCUUGAGACUUCGGCACCUCCCCACAGACCCCAAGGCCAACAGCUGGGGCACCCUGGAGGACUUCCUUCCCAGCAACAGCAGGCAAGUCACAGUCCCCUCCUCUGCCGGCUCCUGCUGCCACCUGGUGGCCAGAUGCCAGGAAUGGGCCUGCCACCUCUGGCCUCUGGCCUGUCCUUGCGGCCCAAGUUUUCCCACUGGUGCCCCCAAGCCCACUUCCCACUCACCUUUCCCUUUGUGGGUCCCCGGUGAGCUCAUCUCAGGUGUUACCCCACAUGGGACUUCACCUUACCCCCCACCCCGGUGGUUCACGAUCCUCUUUCCUCUCAGCUGCCAGCUGUACCGCCGACCUGUCGUCAGCUUCUGCAUGGAUCCCUACAUUUGCACCCCUUCCCCAGAGCCUCUGCCCAAUGUGGUGGUGAACGGUGUGCUCCAGGGCCUCUACAGCUUCAGUAUCAACCCCAUCAAAGCCCAGCCAGAGGCUGCCUGUCACCUUGUUCCUCCACCACCGGCGCUCUGACCAGCCCAGAGGCCUUCGGGCCACCUAUCAGGACAGUCGCAUGCCUUACUCUGCUGAACUCCACGUAAGGCACCAGGGCUGGGUCCUCCCUUGGCCUGGGACCCAGGCCUUACCCACCAGGACCCAUAACUCAGCCCACACUGGCAGCUGGGGUGGUAGAACUCAGGUGCUCUGGGCCCCAAGGGUCAAAGUAAGGGCACAGAGGGUAAGGGAUAAAGGGAGAAGUUGGCUAUGAAAAUGUAUAAAAGCUAUUUCUUAACCUAAGCCAGAAGGAAAAAAACCAAAAACCAAAGUUGAGGCACAGUAGCUGGCAGUUUAGAAGCAAGGAGCAAAAGGCUCCCCUCUGACUUUCUGAGGGCAGCACCUGGGUAAAAGGUUGGCGGGCACCUAAGGAAGGGGCUAACACCCGCUGCCACUGGAGAAUCCUGGACUUAGGGGAGGCACUGCAGGCCCAGGAACCCAGCCUACACACAGGUUAUUAAAAAAAAAAACCCACCUUUUUUUUAUUGGUCAGCGUUGGCAGGAGUUUGUUACAAAACUGGGCCUGUGGAAUGUGGGUCCACUCCGUCAGAUGCCAGCACCAGGGCCAGUCAGUGUGGAGCCCUCUGGCGGACCACCUUCACCCCAUAAGGGCAGCAGGGCUGCAUAGAAGGUCGCUCAAAGGAAAGAGGUCCCUGGGGCCCUACUCCUUGGCGAUGGCAAAGGGCUUCUCCACCUCAAUCUUGCCACAGUCUGCAAUCGUCACAUCCUUCAGGGGCUUGUCCCGACUGUCUGUCUUGGUGCUCUCCACCUUCCGUACUACAUCCUGGGAAGGAAAGGCGGAAGAAGGGGGGCAGGGUGGGUCUAGAGGUCGGCCACUGAAGCAAGGGGAGCUAAGCCCCGUGUGUGGAUCAGGAGGGCUGAGAUCUACAUGUGACCAACAGCAUGCAAACCUUGAGGCACCAAAUUUCUAAUGAACUCAGACCAGGGUGCCAGCCCAGGGCAGGGACAAUAAGGGAAGCAGCAGUUUUGUUCCUUUGAAAGAAGACCCAGGUUGGGCUAAGGGUGAGGGAAGGAGGAGGGCGGCUGGGAGUGUGGUACAUGGUGCUCAGCUUGGGGGAAGCCUGCAGAGCACCAUCUAAGGGAAUGAAAGAAGGCUCCUGUGGUUAAGAAUCCUUAGUGAGGCCUCCCGGCUGGCCUCUGCCUGGGGCCCAGAAGGGUUAGAAUUUGGGGGCACCAAUACGCAGGCUGUUGAUUCUUGAUUUCCCCCAGGUUAGGAGACAUAAGCACUGUUCUGAACGUAUGGGUUCAGUUCUUUUGGGGAAAGGAUGAAAUCUAUGCAGCCCUGGGCCCAUGCCUGUAUCAGGUCCCUGGUGAGGAGCCCCAGCCUCCAGGACUCACCAUGCCCUCCAGAACUUUGCCAAACACCACGUGCUUGCCAUCUAGCCAGGACGUCUUGACUGUAGUGAUGAAGAACUGGGAACCGUUGGUGUCUUUGCCUGCGUUGGCCAUGCUCACCCAGCCAGGCCCGUAGUGUUUCAGCUUGAA
This is a messenger RNA of Loxodonta africana (African savanna elephant), 2431 nucleotides long. It is a transcript of the gene SNX22, whose product is annotated as sorting nexin 22. The record is from RefSeq and is a predicted model, not a curated record. Bases 77 to 904 code for a protein of 275 amino acids. The transcript has 6 exons. Lineage: Eukaryota; Metazoa; Chordata; Mammalia; Proboscidea; Elephantidae. Gene Ontology annotation, molecular function: phosphatidylinositol phosphate binding.